GCUACCAAAAGUUUAAAGCAACCACCCUUUUUCAAAAAUGAAAUUCGCCAUCGCAUUUGCCGCCAUCCUGGCCGUGGCUCUGGCCGCCCCUCCUCACGAGGAACGUGAUGCCCACAUCACCAAGUACGAGAACGACAACCUGGGCGUCGAUGGAUACCGAUUUGUGUAUGACACCAGCAACCGCAUUCAGCGUCAGGAGGAGGCCCAGCUGAAGAACUUUGGUGACGAUGUGAGUGCGCUGGUCGUCCGAGGAUCGUACUCGUACACCGGAGAUGACGGCCAGGUGUACACCGUCAACUACAUCGCCGACGAGAACGGAUUCCAGCCGGAGGCCGCCCACAUCCCACGGGUUUAGAGGAGCUUAGUAUUG
Molecule: messenger RNA, 370 nt
Organism: Culex pipiens pallens (northern house mosquito)
Lineage: Eukaryota; Metazoa; Arthropoda; Insecta; Diptera; Culicidae
Product: flexible cuticle protein 12-like
Exons: 2
Coding region: 38-355 (105 amino acids)
Cellular component (GO): chitin-based extracellular matrix
Molecular function (GO): structural constituent of chitin-based larval cuticle
Source: RefSeq, a predicted model, not a curated record